CAAAAUACAGCAAUAUGACUGAUGUUCAGAGAAAACUGAUGGUUUUGUAGUUUAUAUUUUACAUAUAUACGGUACAGAAUUGUCAACAAUGUCAGCUGCUAAUCAGAUUUUGUAUGAAAAGGAGAGUGUGUUUAUACAUAUAAAUGUUUCUAAUGCCAAAGAUAAAGAUACUCAUAUACCUGGAAGAGUAUUUCUUAUAGCAAAGUCUGAAGGAGUAUAUUUAGAGUGGAAAGCAGAAGAUGUGGUAUCUUUAGAUGGGGCACAGAGUGAUCAAGAUUGGUCCAUGGUUAGUUCUGUUGGGUUUAAUAGAUCAGAUAGAGAUGCUGAUACAGUGUCUAUGAAUGCUAAAAUGGAUUCCAGAAGAAAGUAUAAUAUAAGUUUUGAUCUUCUGGACUUGAAAAGUUUUAAAAGAUGUGCACCAAAUCAUGGAUAUGCCAACAUAAUUUUUAUUUUAAAAGAUGGAACUACAUUUCCAGCUUUACAUUUUCAUACUGGUGGUAGUAAAGCCUUGUUGAAAGAAUUUGAAAAAUACAUCCAUAUCAGAAGAUCUCCAAAUGACCAACGUCUCUUUAUAGUGAUAGAGCAUGAUCCAGAAAUGUUAUCAAAAUCGUUUGAUGAAUUACAGUUAUUUUCUGAUUCUUCUAAUGAUUUAGUAUCUAAAUUUAUCAAAGAUCCAUACACAGCUACACUGGGAGGUUUUUCUAAAGUGACCAACUUUUUAAGGAAUGUAUUAAUAUUAGAUGAUAACCCUACAGUUAGACCUGAUGAUGAACUAGCUGAUUUACUACAUGAAGAUAUACCUGGUAUGGAAAUUAGUCACCAAGAACCAGGCUUUGAACUUGUAACUAAGACCAAAUUACCUACACGUCCUAAAGUGCCCAGAGGUGAUCAUCUUACACCUGGUCAAUGGGGUAUACAGAUGGAUACAGAAGGCAAAAUCAAAGAUAAAGAUGCUUUAUUAGAAAGAAUAUUUCGUGGGGGAAUUGAUCCUUCUAUAAGAAUUGAAGUGUGGAAGUUUUUACUAUGUUACUAUACCUGGGAUUCUAAUCAUAAAACAAGACAAGAACAGAGGAAACGUAGAGUUGAUGAUUACUUCCGAAUGAAAUUACAAUGGAAAACUAUCAGUGCAGAACAAGAAAGAAGAUUUGCCACAUUAAGAGAAAGAAAAGCAUUAAUAGAUAAAGAUGUAACGAGAACAGAUAGAACACAUACAUUCUAUAUGGGUGAGAAGAAUCAGAAUCUCUUGGUAUUAAACGAUAUUUUAAUGACAUACUGUAUGUAUAACUUUGAUUUAGGUUAUGUACAAGGGAUGAGUGAUUUAUUAUCACCUAUAUUAGUUAUUAUGGAAAAUGAAGUGGAUGCUUUUUGGUGUUUUGCUGGUUUAAUGGAAAGAUUGUGUGGAAAUUUUGAAAUGGAUCAAAAUGGAAUGAAAGUUCAACUAUCACAAAUACAUAAAUUAAUGCAAGUGUAUGAUCCUGAACUGUGCCAUUAUCUAGAGAGCCAUGAUUCUGGUAACUUUUAUUUCUGUUUCCGUUGGAUUUUAAUUAUGUUUAAACGAGAGUUUCACUUUCAAGAAACACAAAGACUAUGGGAGGUUAUGUGGACAGAUAAACCUUGUAAGAAUUUCCAUCUAAUCAUCACUCUGGCUAUACUAGAUAAUGAAAAAUCAACUUUAAUAGAGAAUCAGUUUGGUUUCACAGAAAUAUUAAAGCAUAUCAAUGAUAUAAGUCUAGCAAUACCAUUAGAAGACACGCUUAAAAAAGCUGAGGGAAUAUUCUUACAAUUAAAAAACUAUAAAAAAUUACCAAAACCUGUCAAAGAAAUAUUAGGAUUAGAAGUUUCUCCAGAUAGUUCCAACCACACGACGCCAUCUACGACUCCAGUUAACCGUGAAAAUAGUCCACGACUUGAAUUACCUCUGACUAGAAAUGGUGGUACUAAUUCUGGUAGCGGUACUGCAGCCACUACUCCUGAUGAUAGCAGUAUAGAAAUAUUAUCAGAUACUGUUGAUUCUAUGAUUAAUCAUAAUUAUCAUUAG
Molecule: messenger RNA, 2038 nt
Organism: Lottia gigantea (owl limpet)
Lineage: Eukaryota; Metazoa; Mollusca; Gastropoda; Lottiidae
Exons: 15
Coding region: 89-2038 (649 amino acids)
Biological process (GO): activation of GTPase activity
Molecular function (GO): GTPase activator activity
Source: RefSeq, a predicted model, not a curated record